This is a messenger RNA of Procambarus clarkii (red swamp crayfish), 846 nucleotides long. Lineage: Eukaryota; Metazoa; Arthropoda; Malacostraca; Decapoda; Cambaridae. The record is from RefSeq and is a predicted model, not a curated record.
AUGCAUAGGGUGAGAGGCAUUGUAUUAGAUGGCCGACGGCAGAAAAAGUUGGUUCCAAGAGCUGAAGCUCCGCCCUUCAGGAGCUUCAGGGCCAAUACGGCAGGACCCAUCCUCAAUACCCAUCCUCAGGACCCAUCCUCAGGAUCCAUCCUCAGGACCCAUCCUCAGGACCCAUCCUCAAGACCCAUCCUCAGGACCCAUCCUCAGGACCCAUCAUCAGGACCCAUCCUCAAGACCUAUCCUCAGGACCCAUCCUCAAGACCUAUCCUCAGGACCCAUCCUCAGGACCCAUCCUCAAGACCUAUCCUCAGGACCCAUCCUCAGGACCCAUCCUCAAAACCUAUCUUCAGGACCCAUCCUCAGGACCCAUCCUCAAGACCUAUCCUCAGGACCCAUCCUCAGGACCCAUCCUCAAAACCUAUCUUCAGGACUCAUCCUCAGGACCCAUCCUCAAAACCUAUCUUCAGGACCCAUCCUCAAGACCCAUCCUCAAGACCCAUCCUCAGGACUCUUCCUCAAGACCCGUCCUCAAGACUCAUCAUUAAGAUCAAUCCUCAAGACCCGUUUUCAAGACCCGUCUUCAAGACCCAUCCUCAAGACCCAUCCUCAAGACCCGUCCUCAAGACCCAUCCUCAAGACCCGUCCUCAAGACCCAUCCUCAAGACCCGUCUUCAAGACCCAUCUUCAAGACCCAUCAUCAAGACCCGUCCUCAAGACCCGUCCUCAAGACCCGUCUUCAAGACCCAUCAUCAAGACCCAUCUUCAAGACCCGUCCUCAAGACCCGUCCUCAAGACCCAUCCUUAAGACCCAUCUUCAAGACCCAUCAUCAAGACCCAUCCUCAUGA